Molecule: messenger RNA, 893 nt
Organism: Heterocephalus glaber (naked mole-rat)
Lineage: Eukaryota; Metazoa; Chordata; Mammalia; Rodentia; Bathyergidae
Gene: Mrps34
Product: mitochondrial ribosomal protein S34
Cellular component (GO): mitochondrion
Molecular function (GO): structural constituent of ribosome
Source: RefSeq, a predicted model, not a curated record
CUCGGGGCGUUCUAACUUCCGGUGGGUUCUCGGCUUAGAUGCAACCAUGGCGCGCAAGAAGGUGAGGCCGCGACUGAUCGCGGAGCUGGCCCGCCGCGUGCGCGCUCUGCGCGAGCAGCGGGAGCGGCCUCGCGACUCGCAGCGCUACGCCCUGGACUACGAGACUCUGACGCGGCCGUACACUGGCAAGCGGCUCCCAGUGCGUGCCUGGGUCGACGUGCGUCGCGAGAGCCGCCUCCUGCAGCUGCUCAGCUGCCUGCCGCGCUUUGGCCUGGGACGCCUGGUCACGCGCAAGUCCUGGCUGUGGCAGCACGACGAGCCGUGCUACUGGCGCCUCACGCGCGUACGGCCAGACUACACGGCGCAGAACUUGGACCACGGGAAGGCCUGGGGCGUCCUGACCUUCAAAGGGAAGACGGAGAGCGAGGUUCGGGAGAUAGAGCAUACCAUGCACCACGACUGGCGGCUGGUGCCCAAGCACGAGGAGGAAACCUUCACAAUAUUCACGCCGGGACCCGAAGACGACCUGCGCCCUGUGCCCUACCCGCCGUUGCUCCGUGCCAUGAUCCUUGCAGAGCGGCAGAAAAAUGGGGAUUCUAGCGUCGAGGAACCCCUGCUGAGCCUAGAGAAGACGCCCACGGAUCCUUGGGACUACCCUGCGAAACUGGAGGCCAAGAGCAAGGCCAAGGGCACUCCGGUCUGACGCGCGGGGACCGGGAUGGACGCUGAAGGCCUUGCCUUUUGAUGGGGAAGGUUGGGGUGGCCCUGCCGCCCUGAUACGAGGACCCGAGUACGGGCUCCCGCUGGUGGGCUGCAGGACGCAGCGGGCUGGAAGUCACCCCAAAGAACCCCUUAUCCGCUCCUGCGGCCGGGAAUAAACGCUCCAAAUGGUC